AUGAGUGGCUGGGAAGGCCUUUAUCAUACAGCAGCAGGCGACUAUAACAACGGGAAUUAUAAGGACUCGUACUCCAACUAUUUAAAAGCAACUUCCGCGUUGAUAUACAAACUUAAUCAUGAGGUUUCUUUCUCUAGUAGAGAUACUGUAAAAACUAAACCACAUAACGCUGCCCAGCUGUUUACUCAGCUCAAGUUAUGUGUUCAAAGGCUUGAGGAUAUUUUACAAAAUAGGACCACAAAUGGAGCCUUUUCCCCUCUUCAACCAUCAAGCAUUGCUGAUACAGCUACAAUGAUUACACCAAAUCCUACUCCACAAUAUUUACCUCUUAUUCCCUUUUCCCCACUCACUCGACAAUCCAUGCAUUAUGUUCAUGAACUUGCCACUGUCAAUCAAAAAGUUUCCAUAGCUAAACAAAAAAGUUCAGAUGGUAAUAACAAUCUUUCUAAUCAUCGUAAAUUAGACGAGCAAGUCCGUCAACAGAAAACCAAGCUCGACCAAGUCAAUAAUCAGAUCCAAUCUAUUGCUGAGGUCACACUCAUCUACUGGGAUCACCCCAAUGACGUUUCUACACAGUUGACUAUUAUUGACAGUGAUUUAUUCAAAAAAGUCGAUUUAAAAAAUUUAAAAAAAGAUUUAACUUUAAAAGAUAAAAAAGCACAGGCGUGCAUGGAUUUCCAUCGUUAUUUGACUAAUAGUUUCACUCACCAGUUCAUGAUUUAUGCUGAUACAGCCCGAUCUUCGAUGAAUCCAUCACGUAGUGCUCAGAAUUCUAGGGAAAAUAUUAUUGCUCACGCUGUAAAAAUCGCAUAUUAUUUAUUAAACGUUCAUCGUAAUUUUAACAGUUUUGCUGCUAUAAUGAAAGCUCUUACAUCUCCGGAAGUCCGUAGAAUAAGACGAUUAUGGGUUGGUUUACCCAGUCGUACUAGUCAACAUCUUAAAGAGUUAUCCUCACAUAUUAAGAAAGAAGAUGAUGAUUACAAAGCAUAUAAGGAAAUACUCUCUCAAAAGAUGGAAUCUUUCCGCGAUGUUAACCAAGGAAUGGUUGUUAUUCCUUGGAUGCAACCUCACUAUGAGGAGAUUAAAGCUAUAACCCAAUCUUACACUAGUGGUAAAUCUGGAGAUAACACCGAAGUAAUUCUUUCAGCUCCGGGUCAACGUAAACUAGCAUCAAUUUUCUCACUUCUUGAGCAAUGCCAAUCUAACGUUAUUAGUACUGAUGAAGAUGAAUGGCAAUCAAAUAAUUUUAAUGGUAAUCGUAAGGUUUCUCCUUCAAAUUCACGUGUAAGAGAUACAAUCACGGUGGAUGGAACCCCCAUUAAUUUGCCUUUGGACCUCUCUUGCUUGGGUAAUGGAAACUUUGAAUUGCAUCAUUGGCUGGUAUCUCGUGUUUAUUUAACUAAACAACAAUUAAUCGAUGAGAGCAUAGUUAUUGAACCACUUGGAGAAAAUGAGCAAUUACUUUGCACUGAAAAUGAGAAUGAAGAUGAAGAAGAAGGAUCUGAAAAUACUAGCGUGGGACGCUAUGACAUCGGUAGCGAAGAUAGUGGAGAUAACGUCGAAGCUGGUUCAUCAUCGAAUCAUGAGAUGACCAAUGGAUCAAGAUCUCAAACUAAUAAGCCUUCUCCUAAUAAAUUAGAACAACAUAAUAAUAGUUUUUCAGGAUUAAUUGAUAAACAUUCAAAAGCUUCUCUUAUGAAUAAUCACGAGCGAAGAGAAUCAACAUCUUUUGUAAAUGGUGCAUCUUCAACUUCCGCAUCACGAGAAAUUUCUAAAUCCGAAGAGAUCGCAAUUGCAAUGAAAUCCACAGAAGAAUUUAAAUUUAACAUGGAUAUUGUUGAAAAUGAUUCUGUUGGUACAAAUUCUUCUAAUGUUACAAAUGAUGAAACAACAACAACUUCUAGCUUUACAAGUAAAACGAAAGCUAUACCGAUCCCAAAAGCAGCAAGCCAUAAACCUCAUCAACAUUCUUUAUCGCCUUCUUCUACGUUAACCAAUCUUAAUCCUAAUGCUCAACCCUUCGUUCCUCGUUAUAGUUUAUCUAGUUCAGCGCCAGACAUGGGAAAUAAUAUUGAUGUCUCCAUUAAGGAAUUAGAAAUGGGUGAAAAGAAUAAAAUUAGAAGCAAUCCUACUACGACUCCAACUCCUACGGAAGCAACCUCGAGUAUUGAAUUGAACAAUAACACAAAAGAAGAUGAUGAAAUCUUUGUUUAUCAACAAGAUGACAAUGAUGACAAUGAUGAGGGCGAAGGCUGUAGCACGGAAUUUGUUUAUCCAGCACCCGAAAAUGAUAGUGUUAAUAAGUUAAACGGAGUUAACAAAGUUGAUAAAUCUUCUGAAAGUGGAAGUGUUCCUAAUUCAAUCACGGUGAAACUUUCAGCAGAAGGUUUAACAAAGGUUUAA
Funneliformis mosseae is the source of this 2403-nucleotide messenger RNA. The record is from the annotation of a GenBank genome assembly. NCBI's taxonomy places the organism in Eukaryota, Fungi, Glomeromycota, Glomeromycetes, Glomerales, Glomeraceae.